This is a messenger RNA of Setaria italica (foxtail millet), 1020 nucleotides long. Its product is annotated as BTB/POZ and MATH domain-containing protein 1. NCBI's taxonomy places the organism in Eukaryota, Viridiplantae, Streptophyta, Magnoliopsida, Poales, Poaceae. The record is from RefSeq and is a predicted model, not a curated record. Bases 1 to 1020 code for a protein of 339 amino acids. Gene Ontology annotation, biological process: protein ubiquitination. The transcript has a single exon. Gene Ontology annotation, molecular function: protein binding.
AUGCCGGCGCCGGAUUUCACCUCCGCCAACGUCGGGGACGCGGUGAUGACCAGCUACCUUCUCGACCUCGAUCACUACUGGCAAAUAAAGCAGCUGCACCCCAAUGGCCAGCGGAUCACAUCUCCCCCCUUCAAAGCUGGAGGUUGCUCCUGGCGCAUCCACUACUACCCCAAUGGCGUCUCCUCCUCCUGCGAAGAUUACAUAUCAAUCUUCGUCGCCCUUGACAGCAGAGUCUCCGAGCCCGUCAAGGUAUGGUCUAGGUUCACCCUGCUUGACCUGGCCGCGGAAGAACCAGUGCCAGGUCACUCCGUGUACACGGAAUUAAGGGAGUGCUCUGAAGUCGGCGCCACCCACGGUUGCGAUCUUUUCAUCCGGAAGAAGUUUUUGGAGACGUCAGGGCAUCUCCUUAACGGCUGCUUCGCUAUCUUGUGGGAAGUCUUCGUGGACAGGGCAACGCCGCAGCAUGACUUCUCGGACGCCGACGUCAUGUUCCAAGUCGGCGACGAGGUGUUCAGCGCCCACAGGAGUGUUCUUGCGGCAAGGUCGCCGGUCUUUGAGGCGGAGCUCAAUAGCGUGACGAGAGUGGCAGGAGAGUGCAUACGGAUCGAUGAUAUGCUUCCUCAGGUGUUCGAGAGCCUGCUACACUUCGUAUACACAGAUUCGUUGCCGGAGAUGACUGGGGCAGAAGAGCCUAUGAUGGCUGAGCACCUGCUGGUAGCGGCGGACAGGUUCGGCAUGCAGGAUCUCAAGCUGAUCUGCGAGGAGAAACUGUUGUGCACGGAUAUAAACGAGGACACGAUUGCAAAGAUGCUGAGACUUGCUGUACAACACCACUGCCGUUUGCUCAGGGACGCUUGCAUUGAGUUCCUUGAAGAUCCUCCUGUACUCCAAGCAGUCAUGGCAAACGACGACGAGGACUUACUUGAGCUUGUGGCUAAGACUUGCCCUGCGGUUUUGAAGGAGUUGUGCGCUUGUGAUGAGGAUGGCUGUAUGCAAGACGAGUUGGCCAUGUGCUUCUGA